CUUCGAGGACACACACUCUCCCUCUUCCAAAUUCCUCCAUGCAACAGAACCUGGCGAUGCAUCCUUGGUCCGGCCUGUUCGGGCCGGACCAACUCCGGCCCACGCCGCAACCAGCGGCACCGAGCUCCUCCUCCGGAGGCGAGCUGGGGGAGGACCGGCGGCGGAGGCGGAUGCUCUCCAACCGGGAGUCCGCAAGGCGGUCGCGGAUGCGGAAGCAGACGCACCUGGCGGAGCUGCGGUCGCUGGUCGGUCGCCUCCGGCUCCACAAUCGGCAGAUGCUCGACGAGCUGAAUCGGGUGAUGAGCGACCACGACCGGGUCGAGCUCGAUAACCGGCGGCUCAGGGAGGCAGAGCUCGAGCUCCGGAGGCGGCUCGAGGGGUCGUCCACUAGAUUCGUUUUCUAAUUUUAACGCUGGUAAUCAUGGAAUUACGACUAAUUUGAGCUGCCUGAACUGCGCAGAAUAAAAUUAAAGAAAUUUGUUCUAAUUUUAUGAAUUAUCAUCAUGUU
This is a messenger RNA of Zingiber officinale, 508 nucleotides long. RefSeq names its product basic leucine zipper 8-like. Gene Ontology annotation, biological process: regulation of DNA-templated transcription. Gene Ontology annotation, molecular function: DNA-binding transcription factor activity. The transcript has a single exon. NCBI's taxonomy places the organism in Eukaryota, Viridiplantae, Streptophyta, Magnoliopsida, Zingiberales, Zingiberaceae. The record is from RefSeq and is a predicted model, not a curated record. Bases 39 to 404 code for a protein of 121 amino acids.